Messenger RNA from Hydatigera taeniaeformis, 324 nucleotides. NCBI's taxonomy places the organism in Eukaryota, Metazoa, Platyhelminthes, Cestoda, Cyclophyllidea, Taeniidae. The record is from the annotation of a GenBank genome assembly.
AUGUCUCCAGGUAAUAAGACGCUGCAAUAUCGCGCCUGGUGUCCUGUCAGCGUGCAGCCCCAUGAGGAGAAGGAGUUCCUCGAGGUGGAUCUCGGCCAGCAGUCCUUUGUGAAGCUGAUAAUCACUAAAGGUCUCUCCACAGCCGACAAGGGCGGUCUCUAUCUCACACCCUUUUACCACAUCCGCUAUCGUAGGGAGGAUCCAGCCUCACAGUGGAUUAAGUAUCAGAACAUCAAUGGAACUAUGGUUCGUAUUCUCCUCCUUUUGUUCACAAUUGCUUUACACACCUUUACUGUUGUGUACUUGGUGAGGGCGCAUAGCUGA